Messenger RNA from Melampsora larici-populina 98AG31, 1037 nucleotides. RefSeq lists its product as uncharacterized. Bases 148 to 852 code for a protein of 234 amino acids. The record is from RefSeq and is a predicted model, not a curated record. The transcript is spliced from 5 exons. Lineage: Eukaryota; Fungi; Basidiomycota; Pucciniomycetes; Pucciniales; Melampsoraceae.
GUGGACGAAAGUUCAAGUUUGAUCGCUACGGAGAGAAAAUUUUAACCGACAACCGAAGAUAGUCAAUAGAAUUCCAAUAUCAUAAAACUCUUUUCCAUUGUCUUCACCAAAUUCAUCAAUCAACUUUUACACACAAACACGAUCAUCAUGUCCUUUCGGCUGUCAGCAGUGCUUCUUUUUCUCGCACUGCCUAUCUCGAUCAUUUCUCGGGUUGACUUGGGCGGUGGACACAUGGGACUUGCGCAAACCGAUACGUGUCCAAAGCUACCUUCCAGCUACAGCUGCACCGAACUCGAUGAUGACUGGCCAGAUCAAGGCCUUAGCUGUCCUGAAGCACAUCAUGAUAUUCCUCGUCAUACACUCGCUAUCAUGUCCGCUACGAUGAUCCAAUUAGGAAAAUACAAACCGUUGCAAAAGUCCGAUUUUCCGGUAGACGAAUGUUAUACGUCGGCUCCCAAUAGUACAACCACUGCUUUUGGCUUCAUCAGCCAGGGCACAUUUGACAUGUGGUUUUUUGCUCAUGAUAAAUGUGAUUGCGAACCUGGCAAAUUACCUCAAUGUAAUGAUCGAGCAACCGAAGCUCAAAAGUGCAAUUUACGAACCUUCACACUCUGUAAAGUUACCAAGAAAGGCUUCACUUGCAAACCCAAGCAUCAUGAUGGCUGGAAACCACUACCAGCCAUUGAAGACAAAAUCCAAAAAACUAAAGAACCCACUGAAAUCGAAACCGAACCUGAAACUGUAUUUGGACAGCAGCAGCAAUCCUUCAACAUUCAUGAUCGGAAAUCUUUCUCCUUCAUGUCAGGAUGGUGGAAGCUCUUGGAACUUCUAGGGAUCUUUGGUGUUAUCUAACCAUGAACUACUUCGAACCUUGAAGUUCUGUCCUUCAAUUUAAAUGCUCAUCUUAUUUAUGUGUAACCCGCCCUUUAUUCUUUACAUUUCGUAUGUAAUCAUUUCUUGAAGUUGUAAGAUAUUUUUCAGACGUUUCAUGUUUCAAAAACCUCGUCAAACUAUUAUGACACCAUGUUACACACCUG